AAAGCAGACGGCACAGUUCACACUGACUUGCGAACGUGAUCAACAUGAAUCCACUCAAGAUUUUCUGUUUUUUGGCUUUGGUUAUUGCCGUUGCUAGCGCAAACAAACAUGGCAAGAACAAGGAUAACGCGGGCCCGAACAGUUUAAAGCCCACUGAUUGGUUGUCCGUCGAGGAACUACAAUCGAUGACAGCAAUCGAUGACAUCACUUUGCAACAGUUAGAGAACAUAUCCGUGGAAGAUGCCGAACGCAAAAUUGAAAAGAUCUAUCACUUGUCACAAAUCAACCACGCACUGGAACCUUCCUACGUACCCAGCCCAAGCAAUGUACCAGUAAUGUUGAUGAAACCCAAUGGACAAUCACAGCAAACCAACCUUAACGAACUGGUUGAGGCUGCCAAACAACAGCCCAACUUUGGCGACGAAGAGGUCACCAUUUUCAUCACUGGCAUGCCACAAACGAGCUCUGCCGUCUCAAAGGCUAAUAAGAAGUUAGUCCAAGCUUAUAUGCAACGUUAUAAUGGCCAACAACAGCCAAUCAAUGGCAACAAGGACUACGACUACGGCAGCAGCCAAGGUAAUCAAGGUGUCACCUCAAGCGAAGAAGAUUACAGCGAAUCUUGGAAGAACCAGAAGAGCACGAAGGGCAACCUUGUCAUCAUCAACUUAGGCUCCACGCUCACCAACAUGAAACGCUUCGCGCUUCUCGAUGUGGAGCAAACCGGCAACAUGAUCGGCAAAACUCUCGUCCAAUUGACCAACGAAGUUGAUGUCCCACAAGAGAUCAUCCACAUUGUAGCCCAAGGUAUCGGUGCUCAGGUUGCUGGCGCUGCUGGUCGUCAAUACAAACGUUUGACUGGACAUCAACUCCGCCGUAUAACCGCUUUGGAUCCCUCCAAAAUUUUCGCCAAGAACAGGAACGCUUUGACUGGUUUAGCUCGUGGUGAUGCUGAUUUUGUUGAUGCCAUUCACACAUCGACUUGCGGUAUGGGCACAAGACAACGUGUUGGUGAUGUUGACUUCUAUGUCAAUGGCCCAGCAUCCACUGCUCCAGGUACUAAUAAUGUGGUUGAGGCAUCAAUGCGCGCAACCCGUUAUUUCGCUGAGUCUCUACGCCCAGGCAAUGAGCGUAACUUCCCCGCUGUGGCUGCCAACUCUUUGAACCAAUACGAAAACAACGAGGGUAAUGGCAAACGCGCCUACAUGGGUAUCGCCACCGAUUUCGAUUUGGAGGGUGACUACAUUCUGAAAGUGAACCCCAAGAGCCCAUUCGGCAAGAGUGCUCCAGCCCAAAAGCAGAGCACUUACCAUGGUCUUCAUCAGUCGUGGAAGAGCGGCAAAAACCAAAACCAGGAAUAAAUUUUCUAAAUACUUUAAUUUCCUGUGAGAUUAUCGGAGAUUAAAAAAAUUACUACUUUUUUUAGGCAGCGAUGUUAAAAUUUUGUGUAGUAUUUAAAAUUUUCAAAUAAAAAUAAAUUUGCUUUACAA
Molecule: messenger RNA, 1487 nt
Organism: Ceratitis capitata (Mediterranean fruit fly)
Lineage: Eukaryota; Metazoa; Arthropoda; Insecta; Diptera; Tephritidae
Gene: Yp1
Product: vitellogenin-1-like
Exons: 3
Coding region: 45-1358 (437 amino acids)
Molecular function (GO): lipase activity
Source: RefSeq, a predicted model, not a curated record